Messenger RNA from Strongyloides ratti, 1494 nucleotides. RefSeq lists its product as hypothetical. The transcript is spliced from 8 exons. The record is from RefSeq and is a predicted model, not a curated record. Lineage: Eukaryota; Metazoa; Nematoda; Chromadorea; Rhabditida; Strongyloididae. Bases 1 to 1494 code for a protein of 497 amino acids.
AUGGAAAAUCAAGCUCCAGUUAUAAGAGUUUGUGGUUGGAUAACAGUAAUUUCUUGUGCAAUUUUUAUUGUCAUUGAAUUAAUGAAUCUUGUUAUUCUUUGCCGUAAAAAAAAAUUAUUAAAAUCAAAUGUUGUAUAUUUAAUUAUUACUGUCUUAGGAUUCUUAGAUUUUGGUCAACAAGUAAUUCAUUUAUUUUCUGGAAUAUGGUGUGUAACUUAUUGGGUACCACCAUUUAGACUAAAUAUGUUUCUUGGAUCAUUUGUAGAUUUUUUAUACAAUUUAUCUAUAAUCAAUGGUUUAAUAUUAUCUAUAAAUAGAUUUUUUAUAUUUUUUAAAUUUUCUAAUACCAUGAAAAAAAUUAUUCAGGGUAUUUUUGGUGUUUUUAUAAUUGGUUUUUGUAUACUUAUAAUAUUAUUUUUUAUUCUUCAUCAAUUUUAUUAUUUACGAGUGUAUUAUGAAAUUGAUUUAGCUACAUGGAAUUUUGUAUCAACAGAAGAAAAUAAUUAUGCUCAUAAUUAUUUUGAAAAUCGUUUAAUGACAUCUAUAAAUUUAGCUAGUCUUUUUAUUUUUUCACUUGCUAUGCUAAAAUUAUUUCUACAAAAAUGUUUUAAUCCAUCAUUUUCAAGAAAUGUUCAAAAAUAUGAAUAUUAUAUUUUUAUUAAAGCUGGAUUAAAUUUUUUUUGUAUAUUUGCUACACAAUUUUUAUGGGAAUUUGGUCCAUAUUUUUGGCCAGAAUAUAAAUAUCUUUAUACUAUUCUUAAUACUUUAUGGGUAUUAACAACUGGUAGAGAUUGUUGUAUGAAUAUAAUUUUUCUUAGUGAAGUCCGUAAUGAUAUAAUUAAAUUUUUUACAAGAGGAAAAAUAACUUCAAAGAUACUUUUUCAUCACAAAUAUAACAAUAUCAAUAUAUCUUUUAUUUCAAACAUAAAAAAAAGCAAAAGAGAAAAAGUGUCUUUUUUAAAUAGGUGUUUUUGUUUAGCAAUUAUUAGUGUAAUUUUUAUAAUUAUAUUGCUUAAAUUAACAACUAUAAUUUAUUCCAUAUCUAAAAAAAAUUCUAAUAAUGUAAAAAAUGAUACAGAACCAAAUGACAUUUUUAAUGAAAAACCUAGGUCUUCGUAUAAUGAUGAUUCUCAAUCACCAAUUUGUUCUGUUUAUUUUGAAGAUCAUCUUUCAAUGAUUGGUGAUGAUGAUAUUCCUAAGAAACGAAAUAAAAGAAGUCAUAGUCUUUGGGCUUUUGAUACAGUAAUAGAAGGAAUCCGUGUUACUGAAACAUCCAAUGAUAGUCAACAUAUGGAAUAUAUAAAAAAAAUACAAAAUCAAUUGAAUAUGUACAACAAAGAUUUUGAGAAAGCGCUAGAAAGAGAUUCAGAAAAUCGUAAACGUUUACGUAGUUAUAAUUUUUAUAAUCAAUAUCUUCUUCCAUUAGAUACUCCAAUGAGAUGUCAUUCUGAUUCAGAAAUUUUUGAAGUUAGCCGUCUUGAACAAAGUUUUUAA